AUGUCGUCAAGCAAUACUGGGUCUCGAUUGUUUGGUGACGAAGAUCCUUUUGUCAUUGUAAAUUCAGAUGAGGAUGUUACUGUUACUGCCAUCCCUCAGAAGAAGAAAAAGAAAAGGAUUGUGAAAGUGGGUGAUAGGGCAAAAUCUAAGAAGGCCAAGACAGAUGUGCCCCUGAAGGAAACUGCUCCACUGAGCGUCAAGACGGUGCCCGUUGCUACCGAGUCCAUGCAGAAAACUGCGCCAGAGAUAGGGCCAAGCAGAGUUUUGCCUGUGGUAGAGAAAGGAAAGGGCCCUCUCGAGGGGGAGGCCAUAGUCUUGCCUCCCCAACUAUUCGAGGGAGGCCCAUCUGUGGCAGUUCACACCUUCAGCAACCCGCCGUCAAUCGAGUGUCCUAUUCUCGAGGAAUUUGCCGCCCAACUGAAUGAAGCUGACAGCUUGCGGCUGGUGGUUACCCUCGAGGAAAAGGUUUGCCAAGUUCAGGCCAAGGAAGCAGAGAUUGUCGAGAUGCAGGACAAAUAUGAUGAGCUCAACGAGAAGAUGAAGUCGUUUGCCAGCCUGCAUAUUUCCAAGGAGGAGCUUCACCAGUGGUGUACCGCCUUUAUGUAUAAGAUGAUGUCCACAGGCGAAAUGACUGCAGCCCUCGAGGAGGUGAACUUGGUUGCCACCAAGUGCAGUGUGCACCGAGUGGGCGUGGCAGGGUUAAGGAGGCUCGACCAGGAUAGGCCAAUUAAGGCCAAAUGGUUCAAGCAACUCUUGAUGAUGGACCCAAAGAAAACCAUGCACGAGGCCAUGGUGAAGGUCUUGACAAGGUUGAGCCUCGAGCAGCUUCCUCUGUGGGGAGCUUUGACCGGUGGCAUGUCCAAGAUGAGUUCCCCUGCGGAGGUUGCCUCGUUUCCGGGUGACGUUCCUGCUAUCCUGGCCAAGGGUCCGAGUGAGGAAGACCCCAUACCCGAGGUACCUGACGAGUAUAUGGGUAUCGAGCUCGAGGAUGCUGAUGAGGAAACCGAGGAGGAUGUUGCUGACAUCGGCCACUCUAGGGUUCAAAGAACUGUUGAGGACGCCUCUCAGGCCCCUUCCAAGGACCCGUCCAAUGAUCCUUCCACUGAUCCCCUCCCAGGCAGUGACGCUGAAAGUUGGACCGUUCACCGCGUGCACCACAUGGUGUUGUCAGAGGAGCAAUCGAAGGAGUUCCCGUUAUAUUCCAUGAUAAGCGGGAUUCUGAGAAGUCGUGCUGACGUGCACAGCCUCGAGAUGGUGGCACAUUUGGAGAAUGACCUUCUCGAUGCCAUGAGGACGCACAACGUGAAGGUUAACCAGCAUUUGAUAAAUGAGAUCAAAGGACUCCGCGAGGAGAUGCAGCAUCAAGAGGUUCAAAGCCUGAGAGACCACAGUGAUUCUUUGACUUUCGAGGCUGAGAUCCAUGACGAGCUGGUGACCAUUGAGAAGACUCGCCGUUUCAUCGCAGCCAUGGAUAUAUUGAAAGAGAGGUCUCGUGAAAUCGAGUUUCUUACAGAUUAUAUUGCUCAACUGCAAAAUCUUCUGCUGGAUAACAACAUCGACUUCGAGGCUUUCGAGCGUCCGGAGGAAACAGUGGAUCCUCGAACUCGGAGUUCUCAAGAGGAACUAUUGAUGAGGGUGCACGCUUAG
Molecule: messenger RNA, 1647 nt
Organism: Oldenlandia corymbosa var. corymbosa
Lineage: Eukaryota; Viridiplantae; Streptophyta; Magnoliopsida; Gentianales; Rubiaceae
Source: the annotation of a GenBank genome assembly